CAGGAGCAUGUGUUUGUGUGAGAUCUCAACUACCAAAGUGUUCUCUCUGAAUGCCAUGUUUCAACACUGAAAAAAAUUGCAUAGCAUACCUACUCCGCCAGUAGAUCCACGGGGGCCCCUUUCCUGUGUUACACCACACCAUGCUGGGAGUGGAGAGGAACGAGAGCAGCGUCACAGACGGCGUGAACUGCACGGGCCUGUACGACCACCGGGGCGUGGCACGCAUGCUCAUGCCGCUGCACUACACGCUGGUGUUCGCCCUGGGCCUGCUGGGCAACAGCUUGGCACUGCACGUCAUCUGGGUGCAGCGGUCCAAGAUCAACGCCACCACACUCUACUCGGCCAACCUGGCGGCGUCCGACGUGUUGUUUGCGCUCUCGCUGCCGCUGCGGGCGCUCUACUACGCGCUGGGCUUCCACUGGCCGCUGGGCGAGAUUGCGUGCAAGGUCAGCGGCAUGCUCUUCUACAUCAACACGUACGCCGGCGUCAACUUCAUGACGUGCCUGGCGCUGGACCGCAUGGUGGCGGUGGUGGGCCCGCGGAGGCUGGCCCGGCUCCGGGAGGUGGCCACCGUGCGCUGGGUGUGCCUGGGCGUCUGGCUGCUGGUGGCUGUCCAGACGCUCCCCUUGCUGGCCAUGCAAAUGACCCGCACCGAGGCCGACGGCAGCGUCUCCUGCAUGGAGUACCCGAUCCUGGAGGCGUCCGUGGGCAAGACACUGCCCCACACACUCAUAGGCGCCGUUGCCAUGGGCUACGGGGUGCCCGUGAUCACUAUCCUGGUGUGCUACUCGGUGCUGUGGCACAAGCUCCACAGCGUCACCCGCGUCAACCAGCUAAGUGUGCGCUCGGGACGCAGCCAGAAGGCCAUGGGCGUGACGGCAGGGGUAGUGCUGGUCUUCCUUGUCUGCUUCACACCAUACCACGUGAACUUGCUCCAGUACAUGAUCCGGAAGCUUCUGUACCGGCCCAGCUGCGAUGAGCUGCGCUCUUUCCAGGUGUCGCUGCACGUCACCGUCUGCCUGAUGAACUUCAACUCCUGCCUGGAUCCCUUCGUCUACUUCUUCGCCUGCCAGGGCUACAAGCGCAAGGUGCUAACAUUGUUCAAGAAAAAGGCCCUCCUCUCUAAAAGCAUAUACUCCUCCCCCGAGAGCUCCGGCUCCAAUGUGAACCGCUACAGUCUCCGUAUGCGCCUCAACAGUGUCAGGGACAAGGACAAGGACGAGUCACUGUGAUGGCCAGAGGACUCAAGCUGGGUCCCAACCAAAACAGCCUGGAGUAUUUCGGAUUCGUUUUAUCUGAUGACACUUGUUUUCUUUACUGAUGCUGAUUGUUUAGGAUAUGCAGCAUAAAUCCAUUUUUAUGGUACAGAACUGACUGAACACAGGACAAUAAUUUGCCAGUGACAGCAAAUGCUCCACCAUAUUUGGACACAGAUCCAACAUUCUUUGUAAGGCAGAGUAAAAGCUAGAGCGUAAAAGCGCUAAGAGAAUUGACUGCAUUUUCUUAUUUGUGUAUUUCCAUUGAAAAUUUCUAUUAAAGAUUAGACAUGAAUCUAUGAAAGCAAGCUCACGGAGUCUAUAAGGAAAAAAGGACCCGCUGUCAUAGACAUUUUUCAUCUCAAAUGUCAACACAAAAGCUGAAAUCUGAUAAGAGCUGCUGCAAAAAGUAAUAGACGAUAAAAGUACAUGUGGUUUCAAUGCAUUUGAGGCAAACAAAGUUUCCUUUAGUU
This is a messenger RNA of Alosa alosa (allis shad), 1729 nucleotides long. RefSeq names its product G protein-coupled receptor 183b (gene gpr183b). The record is from RefSeq and is a predicted model, not a curated record. Gene Ontology annotation, biological process: G protein-coupled receptor signaling pathway. NCBI's taxonomy places the organism in Eukaryota, Metazoa, Chordata, Actinopteri, Clupeiformes, Clupeidae. The transcript has 2 exons. Gene Ontology annotation, cellular component: membrane. Gene Ontology annotation, molecular function: G protein-coupled receptor activity; oxysterol binding. Bases 141 to 1232 code for a protein of 363 amino acids.